Medioppia subpectinata is the source of this 8121-nucleotide messenger RNA. NCBI's taxonomy places the organism in Eukaryota, Metazoa, Arthropoda, Arachnida, Sarcoptiformes, Oppiidae. The record is from the annotation of a GenBank genome assembly.
AUGGCAACACUUUCACUGAAGAUCAGUGUCGCCGACAAGAAUGUGGUGAAGACAAUGCAAUUCGAGCCCUCGCUUAUGGUCUACGAUGCCUGUCGUCUCAUCAAAGAGAAGAUCACUGAAGCAAAUAUUGGACAGCCCAAAGACUACGGACUCUUCCUAACGGAUGAGGACCCGAAGAAAGGCGUUUGGUUAGAACCCGCGCGUAGUCUUGAAUACUAUCUGCUUAGAAAUGGGGAUUUACUGGAAUAUAGAAGAAAAAUGAGAACUUUGAGGGUUAGAAUGCUCGACGGAUCUGUCAAAACGGUUUUAGUCGACGACAGUCAACCCGUCUCUAACCUAAUGGUCGUUAUUUGCACUAAAAUAGGCAUCACAAAUCACGACGAGUACUCACUUGUGAGGGACUUCCCCGAAGAGCUGAGGGAUGCGACCCUUUCCAGGGACGGAACACUCACUCUAAGGAGAAAAGAUAAAACACGAACUCUUGAAAAAGACAAGACAUUGGACUCUAAAAUGGAACAAUUGAAGAAAAAACUCAAGACAGACGACGACCUGAAUUGGGUGGACGUCUCAAAGACACUGCGAGAACAGGGCAUCGAUGAGGAGGAGACACUUCUGUUGCGGCGAAAGUUUUUCUUUUCCGAUCAGAACAUCGACUCUAGAGAUCCCGUCCAACUGAACCUACUGUACGUUCAGGCGAGGGAUGCGAUCAUUGCGGGCACACAUCCGGUCACUUUGGAGGAGUCGUGUCAGUUCGCCGGCAUUCAGUGUCAAAUCCAAUUCGGAGAUUAUGUCGAAAGCAAACAUAAGCCCGGAUUUCUGGACCUCAAAGAGUUUCUUCCCAGAGAUUACUCGCGAAGGGAUAAAGCGAUUGAGAAGAAGGUAUUGUCUCAACACAGACAACAUAUCGGAGAGUCUGAGUUGGAGGCGAAGGUCAAGUAUGUAGGGCUCGCCCGCUCUCUCAGCACAUAUGGCGUCACUUUCUUCUUAGUUAAGGAGAAAAUGAAGGGAAAGAACAAAUUGGUUCCGCGACUCCUCGGAGUCACUAAAGACAGUGUUCUUCGUUUGGAUGAGAAGACUAAAGAGAUAAUGAAAACGUGGCCUUUGACUACAGUCAAGCGAUGGGCCGCUUCUCCCAAUAGUUUUACCUUAGAUUUCGGCGACUAUUCUGACUCUUAUUAUUCGGUUCAGACCACAGAAGGCGAACAGAUAUCACAACUGAUCGCCGGAUAUAUCGAUAUAAUUCUGAGGCGAAAGAAAGCGAAGGAUCACUUCGGCAUCGAAGGCGAUGAGGGCUCCACUAUGGUUGAGGACAGCAUAUCGCCAUCGAAGGCGACCAUUCUUCAGCACCAACCCGGACAGAAACCAUCCAAACCUAUCAUUGAAGAUCUGGCCAUUCCUGGCAUUAUAAGGCCCGGAACUAAUGGCCCGCAGAGUAUCAACAUUAAGGAAAUGCCUGAACAGCAGUUGACUACAAUGCAAAGUCAAGCGCCGGUACAACAGUCACCUCUGAUGGCCGCACAACACCCCAAAUACCUGCAAACGGGUCUCUCUGAGCCUCAAAGAGCUCUGCACUCGACUAUAGGCGUGGGUCAGGACGCCGUCCAAAAGGCGCUCAAAGAGUUGGAAACGAAGGCCAAAAUCCCGGAAUACGGACCAGACUUUGGAUGGAAACAGAAUCAGUUGGACGUCAAGAAAGAGACGGUUUCGUCACAAAUGGCGGCACUGAAUGCGGCGACGGCUCAAGUGAUCACUUUGACGUCGGUUCCCGAGGAAGAACUCGAUCACCCGGCGCUCGGGGCAGCCAUUCAUACCAUCAGCACUAACUUACCGGAGAUGUCGCGCGACGUCAAAGUGAUCGCAGCGCUGAUGGAAGACGACGACAAAGGAGAGCGACUCAUAGACGCCGCGCGAAACCUGUGCAGCGCUUUCUCGGAACUGUUGAAAGCGGCCGAACCGGCGAAGAAGGCCGGGAGACAGAGCCUACUGAACGCGGCGUCCAAAGUGGGCGAAGCGACCACUAAUUUGCUCUACACUAUCGGCGAAGAGGACGAGUACGACAGAGAAGCGGCUGAUCUGCUGCUCAGUCUCUCGAAACCAGUGGCCAAUGCGGCCGCGCAUCUGGUGCUGAAGGCCAAAGACGUGGCGUCGCGUUGUGACGACCAGACGGCGCAAAACCGAGUGAUCAGUUGCGCGACUCAAUGCGCGUUAGCGACUUCACAACUGGUCGCGUGCGCUAAAGUGGUUGCGCCCACUAUUUCUAACCCCAAUUGUCAGCAACAGAUGAUCGAAGCGGUCAAAGAAGUGGCCAAAUCUGUGGAAAACAUUGUGAGGGUUUGUCAGGACUCGUGUUCCGACACUCGACUCACGGGUGACCUGAAGGGCGCGGCGGCGGACGUGACUCAAGCGCUCAACAAUCUGUUGAAUCACGUGAGAAGUCUGAGCGACAAUAGGGGUCGUCGCGGGACAGAACACGACGGCGCUGUCGACACUAUUCUGGACGCGACGGACCGCCUGUUCAGCAGUACGGGUGACGCGACCGAAAUGGUAAGACAGGCCAAAAUCCUGGCGCAGGCGACGGCUCAGCUCAUCCACAAUAUCAAAGGUCAGGCCGAGACUCAGCCCGACUCCGACCUCCAGAAGCGAUUGCUUUCGGCGGCCAAAGUGUUGGCCGACGCGACCUCACGACUAGUCGAAGCGGCCAAAGGGUGCGCAACGAAUCCGCACGACUCGGACUCUCAGGCGGCGCUCAAGAGGGCGGCCGAAGACCUGCGAAACGCCACAAACACUGCGGCGAGUAAUGCGUUGAAACGCAAAGUCAUGACACGACUGGAGUCGAGCGCCAAACACGCGACAGCGAUGGCCACUCAGAACAUAGCGGCCGCUCACGGCUGCGGACCCUAUAAUACUAAUGAGAUGACUCAGGACGAGCUCUUGCAGGUGUGCAGAGAUGUCUCCGAUCUGAUCCCCAAAGUAGUGCAGGGAAUCCGAGGCACGCAAUCAGAUCCGGACAACUCUAGCAAACAGUUACAACUGAUCAACGCUUGCGAUCUAUUCAUAACACCCGCGCAGAGACUGGUGUUGACCUCCAAGAGUGUGAUCCCGACGGUCACCGACCAGUCGUCGACCAUUCAGUUGACGCAAUCGUCGCAACAGUUGGCGGAAUCGCUGCGAGAAUUGCAACUAAAUGUGUCCAAAGCUCAGGAGGCGUGCAGUUCUUCCAUGGAAUUCGACGCCGCGAUUGAGUCGAUCCGAGAAUUGGACAAAGAGUUGGCCGAAUGCCGGAAAGCGGCCAUAAAUUACUACCUGAAACCACUUCCGGGCGAAAACCUGGAGUACUGUUCGUCCGCAUUGAACACGACGUGUAAAUCUGUGGGCUCUUCGAUGGCACAGCUCUUGACGGCCGCCUCUCAGGGCAACGAGAACUUCACGGGACACGCGGGACGGGACGUGUCCAACGCCCUCAAGAACCUGACGAGUGCUGUCCGCGGAGUCGCCGCCACUUCUAACGAACGCGACGUUCAGAUGCGAGUCAUCGACAACGCGAGGGAUGUGUUGGAGAAGUCGAUUGUGUUGUUUGAAGAGACAAAAUGGGCUCUUCAUAACCCACACGACAGGGAACGACAGCAACGACUCACACAAGUGGCCAAAAGUGUGUCCAAUUCGCUCAACAAUUGCGUUAAUUGUCUUCCGGGACAGAAAGAUGUCGACGAAUCCAUUCGAUGCAUAACAGAAGCGACACAACUGUUGGCCAAAGAACUGCCCGUUUCUUACAAAACGUACGCAGAAUUGCAGAACAAUCUGACAAUCGCUGCCACGAAACUCAACGAAUCGGCCUCUGAUGUGAUCGACGGCUCCCGAAGUCCGAGUGUUUUGGCCAACUCUUCCAAACAAUUCAGUUCUGCUUUCAGUCAACUCUUUGAUUGCGGUCUUGAGAUCGCGGGUCAGACCAAAGACUAUGAGAUUCGCUCUCAAAUGUUGUCGAGUCUGAAGACACUGUCCAUGACUUCGAGCAAACUCUUAGUCUCUGCCAAAUCAGUGUCCGUCGAUCCGAACGCACCGAACGCUAGGAAUCUAUUGGGCUCUUCGGCGCGUUCUGUCACCGAAAGUAUCAACAAUUUGCUGAAUGUCUGCAGUUCUUCAGCUCCGGGACAGAAAGAGUGCGAUUCUGCCAUUAGGAACAUCCAAAUGAUGCGCUCAUUGCUCGACAACCCGAGCGAACCCAUCAAUGAUUUGACUUAUUUUGAAUGUCUGGAAACCGUCACCGAAAAGAGUCGACGACUCGGAGACGCGAUGACUGGUAUCGCAAACAACGCCAAAAAGAAUGAACACAAAGAGUUCGGCCAUUCGGUGAAAGAGGCCUCGGAUUCCAUCUGCGGUCUACUGGAAGGCGCGGCGCAGUCGGCAUAUCUGGUCGGCUCUUCGGACCCGUCGAGUGUGUCCGGAAGGGCAGGUCUGGUCGACUUGAAUGCCUUCCAUAAGGCCAACGAAGCCAUUCAGUCGGCGUGUCAUCAGUUGUCCACUCGAACCAGCAAUAAGACAGAGAUCCUGUCGGCGGCCACAGUCAUAGCCAAACACACGUCUGCGUUAUGCAACUCGUGUCGCGUCGCGUCUUCCAAGACUACAAAUCCGGUGGCGAAAAGACAUUUCGUUCAGUCGGCCAAAGAUGUGGCGAAUGCGACGGCGAGUCUCAUCAAAGAGAUCAAGGCUUUAGACCAGAACCCGGACUCCGAUUACAACCACCAGAACUGCGCCGAAGCGACGAAACCACUGCUCGAUGCGGUCGACAACUUGACUGUCUUCGCGAGUUCGCCAGACUUCGCGCCAAUUCCCGCCAAAAUCAGUGUUAAGGCGCGUUCAGCGCAGGAACCGAUCACAUCGUACGGCAAGUCUAUCAUCGAUGCCUCUUGUAAUAUGAUUAUUGCCGCCAAAUCACUGGCGCUCAACCCUAAAGACCCUCCCGGUUGGCAAACACUGGCCAAUCACAGCAAGAAUGUGAGCGAUUCCAUCAAAAAGUUGGUCACAUCUAUCAAAGACGCGUCUCCGGGACAGCGCGAGUGCGACGACGCCGUCGAGAAACUGAGCGCUUGUAUCCGAGAGUUGGAUCAGUCGUCGCUCAAUAUUAUUAGUCAAAACUUAGAGUCACGUCAAGACAAUACACUGAAGGGCUUCCGGGAAGCGACCAGCGCUUCGGCCACAGAGAUCUACGAACACAUCGAUGCCGUCCGUAUGUCCGGCAAAGCGGAGGCCGAGAAAUUGGGUCAUUCUGUCACUCAAUUGGUCUCAUAUUUCGAUCCAUUGGUUCAGAACGCCAUCGGAUGCGCGUCGAAGACACAGAACUCGAAGCAACAAAUGAAUUAUUUGGACCAAACGAAGACUAUCACUGAAUGCGCCCUUCAAUUGGUCUAUUCGGUGAAAGAGUGCGGCGGAAACUCGAAGGCCUCUUCAGUUCACGCAGAGAUCGACGAGUCGAGUGAGUCCAUGAAGGAAGCGCUCCAAGACUUGUUACAUACGCUGGAGUCGGCGGCCACUGAAGCGGGACAAGUGACCGGUAUUAUUGAGUCCAUCACCAAAUCGAUCACCAAAAUAGAUGAAAGACAUUAUUCAUAUUCAACCACAUCUUCAUUGCCAUCGGGUUCUACAUAUGUUGACUAUCAAACACGAAUGGUUAACACUGCCAAAGAAAUUGCCAGAAUAGCACAGGACAUGGUUGGGAAGUCGACGACACAAGUCGCCCAUUUGGGUCCUUUAGCAGCAAAUCUAUCCCAUAAUUACGCAAAUUUAGCCAAUGAUGUGAAUGGAGUGAUCGGUGCGACGAGUAAUGUAGAGAUCGCAAAUCGCAUCAAAGGCAGUGUCCAAGAACUGGGAACAGCUUGUGUUGACAUAACCAAAAGCGCGGGUCAGUGUCAGGCAAAUCCAGGCGAUAAUUAUAGCCAACGAGAGUUAACAGACAACGCAAAGGUUGUGUCGGAAAAGGUAUCGUAUGUUUUGGCGGCACUUCAGGCCGGCUCUCGUGGAACUCAGGCCUGUAUUAACGCGGCCUCAACUGUAAGCGGAAUAAUUGGUGAUUUGGACACCACUAUAAUGUUCGCCGCCUCCGGAACUCUUAACUCGGAGAAUGAAAACGAGACGUUCGCCGAUCACAGGGAGGCUAUACUUAAGACGGCUAAAGCACUGGUGGAGGACACGAAAACAUUAGUGGCCGGCGCGGCCUCCAGUCAGGAGCAGUUGGCAGUCGCCGCACAAAACGCCGUCACAACUAUUAUGCAAUUGUCAGAAGUGGUCAAAUUGGGCGCCGCAUCCUUGGGCUCAAACAACUCUGAGGCACAGGUUUUGCUGUUGAAUGCGGUUAAAGAUGUGGCCACAGCUCUGGGAGAGCUGAUUGGGUCGACAAAGACUGCGUCGGGAAAGAGCAUCAAUGAUCCGGCAAUGAUGUACUUAAAGGAAUCCGCAAAAGUAAUGGUAACGAAUGUCACUUCACUUCUUAAAACAGUUAAGACUGUUGAAGACGAGCACCAAAGAGGCACUCGAGCUCUUGAAUCGACUAUCGAAGCGAUCGGUCAAGAAAUUCGAGCCUUCGAUUCCGGAGAAAUGCCAACCGUUCGAAAGGCAUCGCCCGAAGACUUGGUUCGAGUGACAAAACCGGUGACAUUAGCGACGGCCAAAGCGGUGGCCGCCGGCACGAGUGGCAAACAGGACGAUGUGAUCGUUGCCGCAAAUAUGGGACGAAAAGCAAUUUACGAUUUAUUGAUUACAACCAAAGCUUCGGCCACUUCUGCAGAAACCCAUGAAUUGAGAACUCGAGUGUUAGAGUCGGGAAGGAGUUGUGCCUAUCAUUACAGAGAACUCUUACAAAUGGUUCACCAAAUCAUAAGUCGACCGACACCUGGAAGCGAUGCAAAGAAUCAAUUAGUUAUUAAGUCACGAACCAUUGCCACAGCAGUCACAGAGAUUGUCAGUAGUGCUGAACUCCUAAAGGGCUCCGAUUGGGUCGAUCCCGACGACCCCACUGUCAUCGCUGAGAAUGAACUGUUAGGCGCCGCCUCUUCUAUCGACGCGGCGGCCAAGAAGUUGGCAUCUCUUCAGCCCAGAAGGACUAGCAUUCGAUUACCGCACGAAGAGAUGAAUUUCGAUGAAAUGAUUUUAGAAGCGGCCAAAUCUAUUACUGUGGCGACGGCUGCACUGGUCAGAGCGGCCUCUGCCGCACAACGAGAGCUGGUGUUGACGGGCAAAGUGGAGGGACAGCCGCAGUACGCGUCGGACGACGGCCAGUGGUCCGAUGGGCUCAUAUCCGCCGCCAGACACGUGGCGGCCGCUACUCAUAGUUUGGUAGAAGCGGCCAACGCUUUAGUUCAGGGACAGGCGUCCGAAGAGAAGUUGAUUUCUGCGGCCAAACAAGUGGCCGGUUCUACAGCACAACUGUUGGUCGCCUGCAAAGUGAAGUCUGACUCCGACUCGCAAGCGAUGCGAAGACUGCAAACCGCAGGAAAUGCUGUGAAGAAAGCGACCGAUAAUUUGGUUCGUUCGGCACAACAGGCCAUUGAACACGAAGACGAACAAAGUAUUAUAAUCAGCAAACGUCGAGUGCCCGGAAUCGCUCAGGAGAUCGUUGCCCGCGAAGAGAUCCUUAAGAAGGAGAGGGAACUCGUGGAGGCGCGCGAAAAGUUAGCCGCCAUUCAUAGAGCCAAAUACGGGAACAGACCUCCCGAUGAAUACCAGGGAUAUUAAUGUUAUCAUCAAAUUUUGCGAUAUAUUCAGACGAUUAUUACAACGAAAAUAACAAAUCAAAUAUUUAAUAGAUAUUAAAACUUAUGAAUGAUUUUAAACAUUAGUUUUCAUAACAAAUACCUUUUCUAUAGAAAUGUUUGUUUCUCUAAGUUUUGAAAUAAUUUAUAUUUAGUUUUCAUUUGAUUUAUAUUUAAUUAUCGAUACUUUCGGUGCAAUUCUUACUAAUCUAUGACUGAAUUAAGUAAAUAAGUGCCUAAAGAGAGACUACAAAUAUUAAACAACAAAAAAGUAAACUUAUAUUCACUGCAUAUCAUGUCAUAUAAAUUGUUAUCCAAUUAAUUACUUCUAACAGAUCUCAAAAUAUUGGGGCCUUUAAACAGAUAUCUAAUUAUAAUU